This is a messenger RNA of Annulohypoxylon maeteangense, 2201 nucleotides long. RefSeq names its product alkaline phosphatase-like protein. The transcript has a single exon. Gene Ontology annotation, molecular function: arylsulfatase activity. NCBI's taxonomy places the organism in Eukaryota, Fungi, Ascomycota, Sordariomycetes, Xylariales, Hypoxylaceae. The record is from RefSeq and is a predicted model, not a curated record. The coding region runs from base 236 to 2056 and encodes 606 amino acids.
GUUUCUAUGAGUAGUUCCUACGGGUUUAGAGCCAUUGCGACAUCGGAAACUUAUAGUCAUCCGGUUCUUUUAUAUACAAGGCAACUCAAGCUCUUUUGUAAGUGUUCGUAUACGUCACGUACUUCUGAUUUAGGGAUCCUCUUGACAGGUUGAACCCCUAAGCCUGCAAUCGGAAAAAAGAACACUGGAUGUACCGUUACUUUCCAUUUUAGAUACAGGAACGCGUGACGGUAAUAUGGCACCAGGGAAAAAGCCCAACUUUCUAAUUGCUCUAGCGGACGAUUUGGGGUUUUCAGACGUUGGGCCAUUCGGUGGUGAAAUCAACACCCCGAACAUCGAUAAACUCGCCAAAGAUGGCAUUCGGUUCACCGAUUUCCACGCUGCUGCUGCGUGCUCACCCUCCCGCGCCAUGAUCAUGACUGGUACGGACCAUCACAUAGCCGGGUUAGGCAACUUGGUCGAAUGGACUAAUAUUUCUGGUCAAAAUGAUCCAAACGGGACCAUGUCAACUGCUGUUCAGCGUGGGAUGCCUGGUUAUGAGGGGUAUCUCAAUGAACGAGUCGUGGCUUUACCUGAACUGCUCCGCGAUGCAGGCUACCUCACCCUCAUGGCAGGUAAGUGGCAUUUAGGCCUAACACCAGAGCGAAGUCCAAAAGCCAGGGGUUUUGAAAAAAGCUUUGCCCAUUUACCGGCAUGCAGUAAUCAUUAUGGCUACGAACCUCAAUUAGAAGGUAUGGACCAAAUACCUGAAUUCAUGACGAUGAGCUUCAUCGCUCUUCAUAGCGAAGAUGGGGAGUAUGUCAAGAAGUUACCAGAAGGAUGGUACUCUUCCAAUGGAUACGGCGAUAAGAUGGUAGAUUACUUGAAGGAUUGGAAGGAGGGGGAGGAUGAGAGGCCUUUCUUCGCGUAUCUACCAUUUACCGCGCCGCAUUGGCCCCUUCAAGCACCGCAGGAGUAUAUCAAAAAGUACCGUGGCGUGUACGAUGACGGCCCUGAUGCUCUGCGCCGAAAAAGACUCCAGCGCCUCAAGGAUCUCGGUAUGGUCCCACAAGAUGUGGAGCCGCACCCUGUUGUAGCCGACGAAGUAAAAGAAUGGAAUGACAUGAGCGAGGAAGAGCGAGCUAACUCGUGCCGCGCCAUGGAGUGUUUUGCUGGCAUGGUUGAGUGUAUCGAUGCCAACGUCGGGAAGGUUGUCGACUAUCUUGAAGAAAUCGGCGAACUUGACAAUACCUUUGUCUGCUUCCUCUCGGACAACGGAGCUGAAGGUGCCGCUUACGAGGCUUAUCCGAUUGUCCAAAGCACCAUGCUCCAACACCUACAGAAAUAUUAUAAUAACAAAAUCGAUAAUCUCGGAAACGGAGAUUCAUUUAUAUGGUACGGUCCAAGAUGGGCGCAAGCUGCCACUGCGCCGAGCAGGCUGUACAAAGCAUACACAACAGAGGGUGGAGUGCGCGUCCCAUAUUUGAUGAGGCCGCCUGCAAGCUUCAACGGAAAAUUUGAAGCCGGUAGCAUCACACACCAAUUUGCAACGGUGAUGGAUCUCGCCCCCACCGUACUCGACAUGGCAGGCGUGCAACACCCCGCCCCUACGUAUCAAGGUCGAGAAGUGGUAUCAAUGAGGGGAAAAUCGAUGGUUCCCUACUUACAGAAAAAGGCAGAGACUAUCCACGAGAAAGACUUUAUCAACGGAUGGGAAACAUGUGGGCGGGCGGCAUGUAGAAAGGGCGACUGGAAGAUCGUGUUCAUCCCCAAGCCCAAGGGUCCGGAGCGUUGGCAGUUAUAUAAUCUCGUGAAGGAUCCUGGGGAAGUCCAUGAUCUCGCCGAAAAAGAGUCUGAGAGAUUGAAGGAAUUGAUCAAAUUGUGGGAUCAGUAUGUUUUAGAGACAGGUGUCAUCCCCCUAUCUCCAGAUCUAGGAAAUUGGAUGGCUGCGAUGGAGGAACAAAUGCCCGAGAACGCAUGGAUAGAGUAUGAGUACUGGAAAGAAGGUGCGAGAGACGACCCGGCCAAAUUCACAAAAGAAAUUCCGAGGUUCCAAAGGCAAGUGAAAGCAAUUUGAAAACACGACACCUGGUAAAUGAUAGCUGGGGGGUUAGGGUUAGGGUUGGGGCUACAUCCUGAUGAGAACACCUUUACCAAUAUUCUUAGGAACAAGUACCAUUAUUAAAAGUAUUUACAAUAGUAUUUAUGAUAAAUUACAGCUC